Dreissena polymorpha is the source of this 943-nucleotide messenger RNA. RefSeq names its product mucin-1-like. The transcript has 3 exons. NCBI's taxonomy places the organism in Eukaryota, Metazoa, Mollusca, Bivalvia, Myida, Dreissenidae. The coding region runs from base 92 to 943 and encodes 283 amino acids. The record is from RefSeq and is a predicted model, not a curated record.
CCGUAAGCUACAGUGUGGUAGUAGAUAUUUUAUGUAUUCCACUUCUCCGUUCGAAUUUAAGUUCAAAUAAUCCUAGGAAAUCGUGUACAUCAUGAGGCUCCUAAUUGUUCACUGCAUUCUCCUUGCACUUGUCAACCAGUUUGCCGCCCAGCCUGCAGCAGGGAACGGCGCAAACUUACGUGGCAAAAUGCCUUCCGCAGUAGCUGCCCCGAACGGCGCAAACUUACGUGGCAAAAUGCCUUCCGCAGUAGCUGCCCCGAACGUCGCAGAACAAAGUUUAAGUAACAACGGUGUCGCCGGUAUUAUUACGGCGGAAAAUAAUGGCACGCCCAAACCAAGUAGUAUCAAGGAGAAUGACAUCAUUAGUACGGCGGAAAAUAAAAGCACGCCCAAACCAAGUAGUACCAAUGAGAACGACAUCAUUAGUACGGCGGCAAAAAAAAUCACGCCCAAACCAAGUAGUUCCAUGAAGAACGACAUCAUUAGUACGGCGGAAAAAAAUAACACGCCCAAACCAAGUAGUAACAAAAAGGUCGACAAUAUUAUUACCGAAACAAAUAAUAGAUGGCCUAAACCAAGUAGUAACAAAGAUGACGACAAUAUUAAAACAGGGAAAAAUAGAAGCAGGCCUAAGCCAAAUUCCAAAGAGACCGAUUCCGAAACCAAAUCCAAGGAAAACAGAUGCAGGUCCAAACAAUGUUCACAGCAGACCGAUUCCGAUACUAAAUCUGAUGAAUACAAUAGCAGGUCCAAAUCAAGUUCCCUUGGUACUGAUUCCGAUGACCCGAAGUAUAAAAUCGUCAUAAACAUUCAGGAUAUUGCGGAGAAAGGCGGUAGUAGUUCUAAAUCAAGCUCUCAGGACACCGAAUCCGACAAGGAAACGCUAAAGUCAUCACCAAGUAGAGAUGGAUGUCCUAGAAACUGUGCGGAUGGAGAGUCGUGA